This is a messenger RNA of Nymphaea colorata (pocket water lily), 1492 nucleotides long. RefSeq names its product rho GDP-dissociation inhibitor 1-like. Bases 311 to 1114 code for a protein of 267 amino acids. Gene Ontology annotation, biological process: Rho protein signal transduction. Gene Ontology annotation, molecular function: protein binding; Rho GDP-dissociation inhibitor activity. The record is from RefSeq and is a predicted model, not a curated record. NCBI's taxonomy places the organism in Eukaryota, Viridiplantae, Streptophyta, Magnoliopsida, Nymphaeales, Nymphaeaceae. Gene Ontology annotation, cellular component: cytosol; membrane; cytoplasm. The transcript has 6 exons.
UUUAGCGACUCGGAGGUAGGAGGGAUUCGAACUCCGUCCAGAUAAGGCCGGCGGGACGCCACAAUUUUUUCCGCUGCAGAGAGCUUUCCACGAAGCGACCUCCCUCGGAGAGAACCUCUUAUGGCAGGCACCCGCCAAAAAAGGUCCGCCUCUGCUUCUCCUAUUUUUUGUUCCACCCCCGCUUGGUCUUCCUCUGUUUUCAUGGCGAAACGGCGCCUCUUCCAUGUCGAUUUGUUCGUUUUACUCUGAUGGAGAACUCAGACACUGAAGGGAGAGAGAGAAAAAGAGAGAGAGAGAGCGACAGAGAGAGAUGUCUGCUGUCAUGGGAGCGGUGAAGAAUGUCGGGUUUAGUUCGGAACUGGAGAAAGAUGAAGUCCUGGAGGGUAAUGGCGGCUCCGCUGGCCCUUCAGGCGAUGGCCCUGGUAGUAGCGAUGAUGUUCCAAAGUUGACCAGGAAACUCAGCCAUGCUUCCAUGUACUCUACUGAGGAUGGUGAGGAUGCUGAGGACGGUGAUGAUGACGAUGAUGAUGAGGAAGACAGUGAGUCUGUUAAGUCUAAGAAUGCAAAAAAGAUUGAUCUUGGUCCUCUGUGCUCCCUCAAAGAACAAAUCGAGAAAGAUAAGGAUGAUGAUAGCCUGAUGAGGUGGAAAGAACAGUUGCUUGGAAGUGUGGAUUUGGCUGCAGUUGGAGAGAACCUUGAACCAGAGGUUAAAGUUUUGAGUCUGACAAUCUUAUCGCCUGAUCGGCCUGAUCUCGAACUGCCGAUUCCGUUUAUGCCCAAUUCGAAGGGUUACGCUUUCGCGCUCAAGGAUGGAAGCCGUUACCGUCUCAAGUUCACCUUCCUGGUCUCCAAUAACAUCGUUUCUGGACUCAAGUAUACCAACACCGUGUGGAAGACUGGCAUGAGAGUGGAUAAUACAAGAGUGAUGCUAGGAACUUUCAGUCCUCAGCAAGAACCUUACACUUAUGAACUAGAGGAAGAAACCACACCAUCUGGGAUUUUUGCAAGGGGCUCCUACUCAGCCAGAACUAAAUUUGUUGAUGAUGACGGCAAGGUUUAUUUGGACAUCAGUUACACCUUUGAGAUUCGAAAAGAAUGGCCAUCACCUUCCUGAGUUAGUUUAGUGGCCUUGAGAGAGAUCCUGAUUAUUUGUUAACUCAUGUAAUACCUCUCAGUUCAAUGGAGUGAUUUCUGUAACUUGGUCAUGUAUGUUGUAUAAACAUUUGGUUGCACAUCUCCAAUUUUCGAUUGUUCCAGCACUCUGAAUUCUAUUAUCGUGGUACCGGAGCUCGGUAACUGGUUCGGGUAACCUCAAGCGUGCUGUUUGUCAGGUUCUUUCUGCAAAAGCAACUCUGGCCACUUCAUUGAUAGCACUUGAUGAUUCAGGCUACAGGACAUGGAGAACUUGCUGUACUGAAAGUAACAUGCACAUAUCAUGAUAUGGCUUUAAGUUUAAGUAAUUCCUUCAGCUGCAGCUGAUCAUCCAGUUUUC